Messenger RNA from Fusarium oxysporum Fo47, 719 nucleotides. Its product is annotated as transmembrane proteins 14C-domain-containing protein. The transcript has 3 exons. Gene Ontology annotation, cellular component: membrane. The record is from RefSeq and is a predicted model, not a curated record. The coding region runs from base 80 to 412 and encodes 110 amino acids. Lineage: Eukaryota; Fungi; Ascomycota; Sordariomycetes; Hypocreales; Nectriaceae.
AAAAUAACAAGUUGCUGUUUCAUCUUGAAAAUUUACAAAUUCCAUUGAGAGACCAGACAGUAAGGAUACAAGCAAUACAAUGGCCACCGUCAAUUACCACGAUCUUGAGCUUCCCGCCUACAUCCUCGGUGCUCUGACCGCAGGAGGCGGUAUCAUGGGAUACGCGCGCACACGAUCUGUUCCUUCAAUCGUUGCUGGCUGCGCUGUUGGAUUUUUAUAUGCUCUUGGUGGCUAUCGCAUUCAGAAUGAGCAGCCUUAUGGAGUCGAGCUUGGCCUUUUAGCCUCCGUCAUUCUUGGGGGAUCUGCUUUCCCCCGAGCCCUUCGUCUGAGGAAACCGGUUCCAAUUCUUCUCAGUGUCAUUUCAGCAUUUGGCCUCUUCACUUACGGUUCUGCUCUUCGAAGGAGGGCCUGAGACAGCUGUCAGAUGAUGAUAACUUAGUCAAAGGAAUGGUACGAUGCAAUAAAACCACUUGUUCUGGAUCGAUGGACUGGCUAUCUGGAGCUGUUCCGACUCAGUGUGAGACAUCGACAUAGUGUUGUGAUAAGCUUAAAACCAGGACCCAGAUCACUUCCCUCGACUGACAUAAGCGAUAUGAGAAAGAGCUUAAAAUGCAGUUCUUUCGAUAUGGCGUAUUGUCAAGCGAUCACCACAGAAUUCUGGUAGCGCUCAGGUCAGGCUCUUUUAUGGUAGGAAGAUAGGAAUAAACGGCUUCAAAACG